Messenger RNA from Auanema sp. JU1783, 3231 nucleotides. Lineage: Eukaryota; Metazoa; Nematoda; Chromadorea; Rhabditida; Rhabditidae. The record is from the annotation of a GenBank genome assembly.
AUGGAUGAGAAAGAAUUCGGGAGAUUAGUUUGGGCUCCUGAUGCACAAGAAGGAUAUGUAUUGGGAACGCUGACUGAUAUAUCUACAACCCGUUUAACAAUCACAAGAAAGGAUGGAAAGAGUCCAACAACGAUAACUGCUCCUUAUGAAGAAGUUUUUCUAGCAGAAGAAGAUGUGAACAGAACUGUUGAUGACAACUGUGCAUUGAUGUACUUGAAUGAAGGAACGUUACUCAACAAUUGCCGAUUACGAUAUUUCAAAAGAGAAAUAUACAGUUAUGUAGCAAACAUAUUACUCUCAAUUAAUCCUUAUGAACUGAUUCCCAAGUUGUAUAGUAAUGAGACAAUCAAUGAUUAUCGCGGAAAAAGUAUCGGGCAGAGACCACCACAUGUCUACGCUAUCGCGGACAAAGCAUAUCGUGAUAUGAUACGGUUGAAGCAGUCACAGUCUAUAGUGGUGUCAGGAGAAAGUGGUGCCGGAAAAACUGAAUCACAAAAAGCAAUUUUAAAGUAUUUAUGCUCUAAUUGGGGAGAAGAAGCUGAUCUUAUUCGUCGUAAAAUUAAAGAAACUAAUCCCAUACUCGAAGCUUUUGGUAAUGCUAAGACAACUCGUAACAACAAUUCAAGUAGAUUUGGAAAAUUUGUUGAAAUUCACUUUAAUGGAAAAGGCCAAGUUGCAGGAGGAUAUGUAUCUCACUAUUUAUUAGAAAAGUCUCGUGUUUGCAAACAGUCUGAAGGCGAACGAUCAUAUCACAUAUUUUAUCAGUUAAUUUCGGGUCUUGAUGAUGUUUCCUAUAAGAAACUACAUCUCUCACCUGUUAAGGAUUUCCAUUAUUUGAAACAUGGUGUGAAGAACUUCUUCGCUGGUAGCGUUGGUGUUAAGAAUGAACGUUGUUCAGUCAAAGAAAUGCUAUCUGAUCCUAUUGUUGAUGAUCCCAGAGAUUUUUCAUCUCUUGAGAAAGCCUUCAAGACUAUUGGAUUAGACAAUCAGGAGAUUUUGAAUAUCUGGAGAAUCAUUGCUGGCAUCUUGCACUUGGGCAACAUAUCUUUCGUUAAUAGUGAUGACAGCAAAGGUGGAAGUAAUGUGGAUCCUGUAACCGAAAAUUCACUUUUAUACGCAUCUGAACUCUUGGGAGUAACUGAAAAAGAGUUCCGCUCAGGCUUGACCACUCGUAUUAUGCAACCUACUAGAGGUGGCGGAAAGCUUGGAACAAUCAUUCAAGUUCCACUGAAAGCUCAUGAGGCUGCAUCAGCCAGAGAUGCCUUAGCAAAAGAAUUGUAUAGCAAACUGUUCGACUAUCUUGUUUCACGAAUCAACGCAUGUAUUAAUGAAACGCCAGAUGGUUCUGUCAAGAAUAGCCAGUUCUACAUAGGUGUUUUGGAUAUCGCUGGUUUCGAAUUCUUCACUGUUAACUCCUUUGAACAGUUUUGUAUUAAUUUCUGUAACGAGAAACUUCAAAACUUCUUCAAUGAAAGGAUUCUGAAACAAGAACAAGAACUGUAUCAGAAAGAAGGCCUUGCUGUUCCAAAGAUUGAAUUCUUCGAUAAUGAAGAUUGCAUUGAUUUGUUUGAACGUAAAGCUUCCGGAUUGCUCGAUUUAAUGGAUGAAGAAGCACGUCUUCCCCGUCCAUCUCCUCAGCAUUACACUCAGCAGUGUUUGGCUCUAAACAAAAACCAUUUCCGUCUCGAGAACGCUCGCAAGUCACGUUUGCGUACUCAUCGCGAUAUGAGAGAAGAUGAAGGAUUUCUUAUUCGGCAUUAUGCCGGUUCAGUUUGCUAUCAAACUCAAGAAUUUUUGGAUAAGAAUAAUGAUCAACUACAUCACUCUUUACAGUUCCUUAUUGAGGAAAGCAGCUUCAAAUUCCUUUGUAAACUUUUUGAGUCCGAACCGAUACCGGUCGCAUCUCCACAGAAGGUAUCAAAGAAGUUGCAAAGUUUGAGUGUGUGCAGUAAGUUCCGAACACAGCUGAACGUUCUUGUAGAAAAACUACGAAAUACGGGAACACAUUUCAUUCGUUGUAUAAAACCAAACAGUAAUAUGCAUCCAAAGGAGUUUGAUGGAUUAGCUAUAUUGGGCCAAUUGCGAUGUGCUGGAAUGGGAUCUGUUCUCAAGUUAAUGCAAAAAGGAUAUCCUAAUAGAACCUCUUUCAAUGAUCUCUAUGAUACUUACAAAAAGAUACUCCCUCAAGAUCUUGCUCGUCUUCAUCCUCGCCUCUUCUGCAAGUGCUUAUUCCGAGCUCUUGGCAUGAAUGAGAGUGACUCUUGUUUUGGAUUGACUAAAGUGUUCUUCCGUGCAGGAAAGUUUGCCGAAUUCGAUCAGCUUAUGAAACAAGAUCCAGAAAGUAUGAAAGCUGCGAUUAAGAAAGUUCGUCUUUGGCUCAUCAGAAGUAGAUGGCGCAAAGCUCAAUAUGGAGCUUGGAUGGUCAUAAAGUUAAAAAAUAAAAUAGCCUAUAGAAAUGAACUUGUCACCCGUUUGCAAGCAAACGUUCGAGGAUAUAUUGCCAGGAAGGAGUUCAAACCGAGAAUAGAAUUGCAUCAAUCAUGCCGAUCUCUGACUCUAAGAGCUGAUCAGGCUUUCAUCAUAAUUAAAGAGCUUGACGCAUCAAAUGCUUCCAGAUAUUCAGAAGUUGUUAAGCGUAUGCUUCUUGAGAUAUCAGGCUUGACCAACCAAGUGAAGAGUACUCAAACAAACUUAUCAACCGCCAAAGCCAAGUAUGACAAAGUCUCGUCAAGCGUCGAUGCUCUUCUAGCAGAAUUAAAACGGGAAGCUAAUAAUGAAAGAGCUAAGCAGAGACUUCGAUUAGCAGAAAAGGAAAAAGAAAAGGAAGAAGCUCGUAUUGCUGAGCAACAAGAAAACGAAAAACGACAAGCUCAUGAACGCCAAACUCGUAAAGCUCUUGAAGAAGAAAGCCAGAGAAGCACCAAAGAAUGGCAAUCAAAUCGUCAGAUAACGGAUGAAAAGAGAAAUGCCCAAACACGUGAAGAUAGAUUAGAUUCGCAAAUAGCUGUACGGCUUGCUCGUGACGAUCAUCAAGCUAUUAUAGACAUUCCUCCUCCAGCUAUUGCAUAUCAAAAGCCUAGUGGGAAGUAUAACCUUUCGGAAUGGAAGGCUGCUGAGCUACGUGAUACCAUCAACACAUCAGUUGAUAUCGAAUUGGUAGUUGCUUGUAACGCAGAGUACACGCGGAGAACAAUCUUAUACAAUGAGUGGAAGGCUGCGCAUAGAAGAUAG